Messenger RNA from Penicillium arizonense, 1791 nucleotides. RefSeq names its product putative flavin-containing amine oxidase. The record is from RefSeq and is a predicted model, not a curated record. Gene Ontology annotation, molecular function: oxidoreductase activity. NCBI's taxonomy places the organism in Eukaryota, Fungi, Ascomycota, Eurotiomycetes, Eurotiales, Aspergillaceae. The transcript is spliced from 2 exons. The coding region runs from base 1 to 1791 and encodes 596 amino acids.
AUGUCGAAAACCGUCACCACAGUCGACCUGUCAAACACCGCAAGCGCCUACUAUGCCCCGGCGACUGUCGCUCCGGCUGGAAAACUUAUUCAUGUCGCCGGUCAACCGGGAAGCUUGAAGGAUGGAUCAAUGCCCAGCGACUAUGAGUCGCAGAUUCACCUGGCUCUGCUCAACCUACGCAAGAUUAUCGUUGCCACUGGAUCUUCUAUCGAGAACAUUGCGAAACUGAAUCUUUUCAUUGUGAACUAUGACGCCGCCAACCGAAAGCAUACACGCCAUAUCCAGCGCUUCUUGGGAGGUCACCGACCAGCAAUCACUCUUGUCCCUGUGCCACAGCUUGCAGUACCAUCGUGGCUGUUCGAAGUCGAUGCUGUUAUUGCACUCCCGGAGCCAUCGCUUCCUCCUGCACUGCCCAAUGUAAACCAGACCGUGGACGUUGUCAUCAUUGGUGCCGGCCUGGCUGGUCUGACCGCUGCGCAUGAUAUCCUGCGCAGCGGUCUAUCCUGCGUCAUUCUUGAGGCGCGGGACCGUGUUGGUGGCAAGACUUUGAGCACACCACUUAGGGACGGCGGUACUAUUGAUCUUGGAGCUGCCUGGAUUAAUGACACAAACCAGAGCAAGGUCUACGCCCUUGCGAAGCGUUACGGCGCAGAGGUCAUUGAGCAGAAUACGCAGGGAAAUGCUGUUUUAGAAGACUUUGAUGUUUCUGACUUUGAGAGACAGUUUGAUGAAAACACUCGGCAACAUCUGGCACAGAUUCGCGAUAUGUGCGAGGCAGAUUGCCAGGCCCUUGACACAUGGAGACCCGAUGACGAUUCUCUGGAUUCUCUCACAUUCGAGGCCUAUUUGCGGUCCCGGGGAGCCAGCGAAGUCGCACUUGCUACGGCCACAGUCUGGACGCGGGCCAUGCUGGGCCAGGACCCUCGCGAUAUCUCCGCUCUUUACUUUUUGAACUACUGCAAGUCUGGUGGAGGUCUGCUGCAGAUGAGAUCUGAUCGCAAGCAUGGAGGUCAGUACCUGCGAAUCCGCCAAGGUACCCAGGCUUUCUCCCUAGGAUUAGCCUCGUCGCUACCCGAGGGUAUAACAAAGCUGUCCGCCCCUGUGCACUCAGUUGUGCAGAGCGGUGACCAGUCGAUCAAGGUGCAGGCAGGUGGCGCAGUAUAUGCUGCUCGGAAGGUUAUCACCACUGUUCCCAGCCCUGCUUUGAAGAGUAUUGCUUUCCACCCUAAGUUGCCCCCCGCGAAGCAGGUCUGGGCCGAGUCGACCACGUAUGGAUACUACACCAAAGCCAUGAUGGAGUUCCGCUCUCCCUUUUGGGAAAAGAAGGGCUUCUGCGGCCUUGCACAAUCAUUUAUUGGCCCAGCCAGCGUGGUUCGGGAGACCUGCAGUCCCGAGGAUCGGAAGUACGUCCUAACAUGCUUCCUGUCUGGCGAUCCUGGAUGGGCCUGGGCAGUACUUUCUACUCCUGAGCGGGAGCGCAGUCUUCUGAAGCAACUUGAGAAGCUCUUUUCAACUGGCGGAUUGCAGCGAGAGUUUGUGCAAAUGACAACCUACGAGUGGGUGCAUGAUGAGUGGGCUGGCUGGGGCUGCCCGUGCACAGCGCUCACUCCCGGUGUCAUUGCUAAUCUUGGUGGCGACGCUCUACGUGAAAGUUGUGGAAGCUUGCACUUUGCUGGCACGGAGACUGCGGGUGAGUGGAAGGGUUACAUGGAGGGUGCUAUUCGGAGUGGUGAGAGAGCCGCUGCCGAGGUUAUCAAGGGCUUGCAAGCUGGUAUUACUGCUCGCCUGUAA